CCGUGUGUCGAACUGCAUGGUCCUCAAAGCAGGAUUCACGGCGUGGAAUGCUCUCUUGGCCUACGUCCUCGGCAGGCAAGAUCUCAUCGAUGGCCAUCAAACUUAUAUGAUGAGCAGAGUCCUGAAGGGCAGCACAGCCAAAUUCUCAUCGAUAAACAGCUCUCCGGAUUUCAUGAAGUUCGUCGUAGUGAGGGAGCCUCUGUCGCGCCUUCUGUCAGCCUACAGAGACAGGAUCGAUGCCGCAUAUGAGACGGGAGCUGCCAAUCGCUUUAUUCCGCUGAUUUUGACCUUCACGAGAGGGAUGGGGUACAAACAAACCUACGACAACGGUACCAAGGUCAUGCCUUCCUUCGAGGAAUUUCUAAGGUACAUCGCCUCCGUGGCCCCCGAAUCGCACGACCCGCACUGGAGACCAAUAACCUUGCAGUGCGGCGCUUGUUACGUUAACUACACACUCAUAGCCCACGCCGAAACCCUCAAUGAAGACUUAGGCUAUAUUCUCAGAGAAACGGGGAUGGAGAAGGACGCCGACUACACCAUCCUCCUGUACAAUUCGCACAAGGGCAGAGGCAACACGAGCGACCUUCUGGAGAACUACUACAGCACCGUCGGUCCUCCACUUAUGCGGAAAAUCCUUGCGAUCUACAGGAAGGAUUUUACAAUGUUUGGUUACGAUCCCUCGGACUUCUUGAAGAUGAUGUACCCAGACGGCAGCGUGGUGUGGAACCCUUAGGUCUGAGCGCCCCUUUCGCUAGACGUAAUAGAGUAAGGACUGGGGCGUGACACUUCUAAAACUGUAGGGUUUUAACAUCAUUCGGUGUCCAGUGUGAAGUUGUGAAGCAAUCAUGAAGUGAUAGUCAGUUUUAUAUUAUUUUUCCUUCGUACGGUUUUGUCUACCAUUAAUCCUUAUAAAUACUUUUAUCAUUCUUCAUCGUGUUGUAUUCCCAGAGUGUGUUAUGAGAUGUAUUCCGAAACCUCACGUUCUUCACUUGCUUCAAUGCUAUACGUUGUUAGUCGAGUGUUACUUUAACAAAGGUUAUUGCAGCAAAAAAUCCAAGUAAAUGUCGCAUUCAAGACCUACAGUUUGAAAUAAAUAUCGGUCUUUUGCUGCUAUGAUAUUUCAAAAACAAAUGUAGAAAAAUUGUGAAUGAGUGGAAAAUGACUAAACGAUACAAGACGUGUAAUUAACGAACGAACGACCGCAUGCAAAAGCGUUUGCGUGUCCUCAUACGCACAGUCGCACACGCACAUACACAUACACAUACACAUAC
This is a messenger RNA of Penaeus chinensis, 1271 nucleotides long. RefSeq names its product carbohydrate sulfotransferase 11-like. Gene Ontology annotation, molecular function: sulfotransferase activity. Gene Ontology annotation, biological process: carbohydrate biosynthetic process. The transcript has 4 exons. Bases 17 to 733 code for a protein of 238 amino acids. The record is from RefSeq and is a predicted model, not a curated record. Gene Ontology annotation, cellular component: membrane. Lineage: Eukaryota; Metazoa; Arthropoda; Malacostraca; Decapoda; Penaeidae.